Messenger RNA from Salvelinus namaycush (lake trout), 2421 nucleotides. Its product is annotated as transmembrane protein 106B-like. Lineage: Eukaryota; Metazoa; Chordata; Actinopteri; Salmoniformes; Salmonidae. The record is from RefSeq and is a predicted model, not a curated record. The transcript is spliced from 8 exons. Bases 194 to 988 code for a protein of 264 amino acids.
UACGGCUGCACAUUUACUGCAUGUGCGUGAGGCUUCUCCCUUUGCAAUCAUUUGCUUGAAAAGAAUGCCAAGCGUGCCUUUUUAUGUUUGGAAGUGAAGUUUCUAAUAAGGAGAGAUGUGCUGUGAUCCAUGAAUCAGUCCAAAACCCAAAUCCAAGAGGCCAGCCUUUGGAUUGAUUGCGACCGAGAAAGUGAUGGGGAAGUCACACUCCCUCUUGUCAAAGGGGAAAGACGACCGUGGCAGUCAGAGUGGCCUGACGACUGGUCCAGAGUACAUAGAUACACAGAGUGAAGAGGAUAGAAAGAAUGGAGAUGUGUCUCAGUUCCCCUAUGUGGAAUUUACUGGCAGAGACAGUGUCACAUGCCCCACAUGCCAGGGCACUGGCAGAAUACCACGGGGCCAAGAGAACCAGCUUGUGGCUCUGAUACCAUACAGUGACCAGAGGCUCCAGCCAAGGAGAACAAAGCUGUAUGUCACUGUGUCCGUGUUUCUUUGCCUUCUGCUGGUUGGCCUGGCUGUGUUUUUCAUGUUCCCUCGUUCUAUCGACGUCUGCUAUGUGGGCGUGAAGUCUGCAUUCGUCUCCUAUGACCAGGACAAACGGAUUGUCUAUCUCAAUAUCACGAACACUCUGAACAUCACCAAUAACAACUACUACACUGUAUCCCUGACCAACAUCACAGCCCAAGUGCAGUUCUCUAAGACGGUGAUUGGGAAGGCCCGUAUUAGCAAUGUGACGACCAUCAUACCACUAGAUAAGCAGCAGAUUGACUACAUGGUUCCCACAGUAAUUGCUGAUGAGAUGAGUUAUAUGUUCGACUAUUGCACCCUGCAGUCCAUAAAGGUUCACAACAUUGUGGUCAUGAUGCAGGUGACUGUGACCACAUCCUACUUUGGGCACUCGGAGCAGGUCUCCCAGGAGAUAUACCAGUAUGUGGACUGUGGGGGCAACACCACCUCACUGCAUGGACAUGUGAAGAUGUAUCAGUAAGGCAGUGAAAACACAGCCAUAAUGGAAGCCCAUCGAUCUAAAGGCAGACGAAAGAGUUUUACGGAGUUCCUUUGGGCACACGUCUACUGUAGAAUAGGAGGAACCAUGUCUCAGAGAAAGUGAAGUUAGCAAGGUGCCAAUGUACAGUUUAAUGAGGGUUUGAUGAUGUCGCAGGUAGAAAAUCUCUUGUGCAAAUUCUUCCUAAUAGAAUGAUCCAAUCCAAUGUGUACAGGCAUUUGAGAUAAAGAUGCACUUUAGCUUUGUAUGGGAAAUGCAAUCAUAAGAAAGUAUUUAUACGGCAGAGUUGUUGAUGUAAUGUAAUCUGUACCACUAACCUUCCCAGACCACUAGGUAUGGGACAUGCAAUACAAAUAAAGUAAUAGGACAGCAUCCUCAUUUUGAUUAUCAGCACCACUAAUCACCCCAGUCCACUUUUUGAUGGCAUUUUAUUCCAUUCUUUUUUUUAUAGCAGCCAUUUUGUUUUCUUCAAGGAUGUAUUUUGAUCAAAAUAGUACUUCCUGAUGUGUGUCGUUACUCUUACAUUUUCAUUGUAAUGAUAGUUAGAUUUACAUCUAAUUCUGAGGUGGCAUAUCAUGUCGGGGUGAAGUCAGCGUAAUUAGGAUGACUACGGACCUUAAUUAGAUUGCAACAUUUAGGUAUCUAAUGAGAAGAAUCUUGUAUUUUUAUAGCAUUCAAAUACAGUACCUAUAACUAUUAGAUGUGUUGUUUUAUGAUGUGAAUGACUCUUUAAUUGUAAACCUCUGAAUUGUUUGUUGUAAUGGGAAUGUUACAGGGUUUUUUUCUGACUUGGGUAGUAGACGACUACCUAUUUCGAAAUAUGAUAUUACAUAAAUACCCUCAAUGGUGUUGUAAAAUUAGGUUUUUAUUUUCUCUUUGGGAAUCGAAUUUAGGAGGUAAUUUUGUCUUUACAUUUUUUAUUUCAUGCCCUUUGCCCCUUUUUUAAUUUGUCAUGAUUGAUCACUGAAACAUGCAAGUAAGUUGUGCUUUUCGACUUUGUGUUUCUCCUGAGAUGAUUAAAUGUCAGGAUACAGUAACUAUCCAUUUGUUAUUUUCCUUAAACAUUUGUUAUAGCUUUUAACGUCUGUUGUGCGUGCACAGAAUAGUGAACCGAGGACAAUAAAAAUGCCCAAGAUAAAAUGUGUACAUUGUUUAUAUUAUCUGAUAUACUCUAUGGAGGAACAAUCACACCAAUGUACUGUUGUAUAUGUCAAUGUGCCAUAUUAUGUACCAAAUCAUCCAAGAAGAAAAUGUUCAUCAGUUUAAAGUCAGUUCUGAAUCCUCACUGGGGUGCGUUGACUGUGUACUACUGUGUAAAUGUGGAUAAUGUCCAUGUAAGCCACUGCCAAUCAUACAGCACAUCUAACAUUGUUUUUUCCUUGCAUGAAACUGGGAAUAAAAGUGGUUGAUUUUGA